AUGUCUGAGGCAGCUGUUAGAGUACUAAAAUCCGGCAUGCGUUUACCACCCUUGCCUACCGUACGCGACCUGGUGAAAUUGUACCAACUGCAGGCUUUAAAACAAUUAUCCCAAAACUUUUUGAUGGAUGAACGUAUCACUGAUAAAAUUGUAAAAUCCGCCGGUCGCAUUGAUAGCCGUGAUGUGGUUUUAGAAGUUGGCCCUGGCCCAGGAGCCAUCACACGCUCCAUUUUGAGACGUUCCCCACAACGUUUAAUUUUGGUGGAGAAAGAUCAACGCUUCCUACCCUCCCUGGAAUUGUUAAAAGAAUGUGCCAAACCCUUAGAUCUGCAAGUCGACAUCCAUAUCGAUGAUAUUUUGCGUUUCAAUAUGGAACAUCAUAUACCCGACACCGCGCAACGUUUACAUUUAAUUGGCAAUUUACCAUUUGCCAUAUCGACAAGAUUAAUUAUAAAUUGGUUUGAGGAUUUGUCGCUGCGUCGUGGUGCAUUCCGCCGCAAUGACACCUGCAUGACAUUGACGUUCCAAAAAGAGGUGGCCGAACGCAUCUGUGCCAAUUUGGGUGAUAAACAAAGAUGCCGUUUAUCGGUGAUGUCCCAGAUAUGGACCCAGCCUGUUAUGAAAUUUAUAAUACCCGGCAAGGCGUUUGUACCCAAGCCAGAAGUUGAUGUGGGAGUGGUGAAAUUGAUACCCCUAAAGCAGCCUAAAACUGAUUUACCAUUUGGUUUGGUUGAAAAAGUGGUGCGGCACAUAUUCAAUAUGCGUCAGAAAUAUUGUCGUCGGGGUUAUGGUACACUGUUCCCACCACAAGAUCGGGAUGAUAUUUGUUAUGAACUUUUCCAGCGGGCCGAUGUGGAAGAUACUUUGAGACCUUUCCAAUUGUCUGUGGAUGAGUGUUUGCGUUUGGCCACGGUGUAUAAAGAGUUUGUAGAUGCCAAUCCCGAUAUAGCCCAAUAUGAUUUUAGAGCUCAGAAAAAUCCUCCAAUGGAAAUGUUAAACGCCACCACUACUUAUGAUGAUUAUGUGUAA
Molecule: messenger RNA, 1029 nt
Organism: Musca vetustissima
Lineage: Eukaryota; Metazoa; Arthropoda; Insecta; Diptera; Muscidae
Product: dimethyladenosine transferase 1, mitochondrial-like
Exons: 1
Coding region: 1-1029 (342 amino acids)
Biological process (GO): transcription initiation at mitochondrial promoter; rRNA methylation
Cellular component (GO): mitochondrial matrix
Molecular function (GO): rRNA (adenine-N6,N6-)-dimethyltransferase activity; mitochondrial transcription factor activity
Source: RefSeq, a predicted model, not a curated record